Messenger RNA from Drosophila yakuba, 3899 nucleotides. RefSeq names its product protein distal antenna (gene dan). The record is from RefSeq and is a predicted model, not a curated record. Gene Ontology annotation, molecular function: DNA binding. NCBI's taxonomy places the organism in Eukaryota, Metazoa, Arthropoda, Insecta, Diptera, Drosophilidae. The transcript has 2 exons.
CCAAAGCGAGAGGACUUCUUCGCCGCCGUCUUGACCGUUAUUAAUCAUUGUACAUUUGGCUGUCACCGAAAAAGGCCGCGAAAUUCGCAAGCAGUGAGAGCGAAAGAGAGCGCACGAAAGAGAGCGAGAGCGUGUACUCACGCACACGUAAAAGAAACAAAAACGACAACGACAACGACAACGGCAACUACAAAACUACUAAUACCAAGGCAGACCGACUGACCAGCACACAACCACCACUGCAGGACACAUAUGUGUGUGAGUGAGAACGAAACGCCGCAUUUCGUGGACGUGCGACUUUAAAUUUCCCGUGACGUCGCCGCCGUCGUCGCCGUGCGGAAAUUCGCCGCGCUAAAAUCAAAAUUCACUCAAGUCCGUCGCGGUAGUUUGUCGCCGCACGCUAGCCGCUCAGGUUCGCACAUCCACGUCACAGCGACGCAGCGUCACAAUAUCACAAUAUCCUUCGACGAGCGCGAGAGAGAGGUCGCUUCGCUUCGCAUCGCACCGCAUGUCCUGCCGCUGAAAUUCGCACGCCACAGCAGCGGUAAACAUCACGCCGCAUCGCGAGCACAGUGUUCGAUUGUGAUUGUCCGAGUGAUGUUAUGUUAUCUUUGCAACUGAACAACAACAUUAACUGCAUACUGAAAACUAACAACUAAAAACUAAAAACUGCAACUGCAAUCCAUGUGAACUAUAUGUAACGUGUGAACCACAAACAUCGCCGGUCGAGAUAAUAAUAAACAGAGCAAAUACAAAUAGCUGCGCUAUCACCGAAUUUAUCCCGCCUUCGCUGGAAGAAGGCACCGAUCACAUUUCGCCCCCGGAAGUUAGCUAAAAGACGCCAAGCUGUUCGACAACGGCCUCAAGUUGGAUAUUUCCAGCUACCCCCACAUGAACAUCCGCAUGGGCACAAAGGGUAAGCGUCCCCUGCGGAGCCUGACGCCGCGCGACAAGAUCCAUGCCAUCCAGCGCAUACACGAUGGCGAGUCCAAGGCAUCGGUGGCCAGGGACAUCGGCGUGCCCGAGUCCACGCUGCGCGGCUGGUGCAAGAACGAGGACAAGCUGCGCUUCAUGUCCCGCCAAUCCGCCACGGAUAACCUCUGCGCCGACGCCCUGGGCGACAAGAUGGAUGGCGUUGGUGGCGGUGGAGCUGGUGGCGGUGGAGCUGGUGGUGGUGGUCUGUUGGGUCCGCCAGAGAAACGCCAGCGUUUGGAUGGCGCCCUGCCCCUGAACUUCUCCAACAAACUGAAGUUCGAUGAGCUGGCCUUCAAGCGAUCGCCGCUAAAUGGCCUGGACUACAGUACAAACAAGAAUCUGGCCGAACUGGGCUACAAUGGGCUGCCCGUGGACUAUGCGGCGUUCAAUGGCGGGGUCAAGGCCAAGGUGUUUGGUGCCGAUAUCAAUCGACCCGCCGCCGAUCCCUCCCUGAACGCCAUCAGUCCGCUCUCGAGCUUGACGCACCUAUCGGGUCUCACGGGCAUCUCACAGUCCCCGCUGGCGAUCAGUUUCAACGAGCUGACCACAAACCUCAACUUGCUGGCCCAGCUGAAUCCCGGCCUGGCUGCCAUGUCCGGCCUAAGCAGCUUUCCCGCCGGCGCUGGUAACCUGAGGACACCCAAGCCCAGCGCCCAAACGCCGCUGCAGGUGCAGAGCCCCAGGAGCGACAGUGGCGAUCGCUCGGCACAGGGUCUCUCGGUGAAGAACUGGGCCAAACAGAAGCCGGCGGAGGGACAGGGCAGCCUCAAUCUGAGCAUCAAGAACGAGGGCAAGCCUGGCGACACCAUCAAGAGUCCGAGUCCCUCGCUUGCGCCAUCGCAAAUGGGCGGGCCCAUGACGCUGUCCAAUCUGGCCGAAGAUCCCUUGCUCUACUGGCUGAAGUCGCAGCAGACCAUGUUGGGCCUGAAUCCCCUCUAUCCGCCCACCAUACCCAUGGGCGUGACCAGUCCACCCAUCAGAUCUUCCACGCCACAGCACAUGAACCAGCUGGCGCAGACGCCGCCGAUACCCUCGGCACCGCUGACACCCUCGUCCACGCCGUCGGGCAGUCUGGACGAGAAGAACGCGGCGUGGUACAACUGGUGCAAGGCGUUCGGCGCCAGUCUGCACACCCUGAAUCCCAAUGCCGCCACCCUGGCCGCCCUGCAAGCCAAUCAGCUGCAGCAGCAGGUGGCCAGCACGACUGCGGAGGGCGGAUCCUUGGGAGAUCCCUCGAACAUCCUGUACUCCCAUCUCACGAAAGAGACUGAGACGCCGUCGGUGCGAAGUCUGUCCUCCAACGAGCAGAAUCCCGAGGCGGACGAGGCCACCGAGCCCGAUCUCGACGGCGAAGUGGAGACGGAGGCAUCCGGUAAACCGGAGGAUCUCUCGGCCGCCGGCAAGGUGAUGACCCCAUCGCAAAGUCCCAUUGCCCAUUCAUCGGGCAGCCGGAGUCCCGAGCCAAAGGCGAAGAAGACCAAAACGCCGGAGGCCGCGAAUCCCACAAGCGAAUGCAAAAAGAUCCUAGACAAUAUGCUGUUCAAGAUGGGCGGCAUGGAGGCCACUGGCUCCGAAUCGGAGGGCAGCUUCCAGGACACCAGCAAUCCGCACACGAACAACAACGAUGUGAGUGCCAGCAAUAACAAUAAUAACAAUAAUAACUCCAACAAAACGGACGAGGAGGAAAAGGCCAAGUAUCUGGACUGCACGGCGGACGAGGACAUCGAGGCCAUCCGGCAUGGCGAGAAGUUCCUGCAGUGGCUGGAGAACUGCAGCAAUCCCCGCGUGACGGCCGUGCAGCUGAUGCAGCUGCGCUUCCUCAUAGCCGCCAUCAAGUCGGGCAACGAGACGCCGCUGGAGAAGAUCGAGAAGCCAGGUGCGCGCUGUCUGCCGGAGGACAGCGAGGAGCAGGUCGCCGAGGAGGAGGGCAGUGGGCGGGGCAAGAGUCGCCGUCGCAAAUAGGAAAAGCCAAAGUUGGCGCCCACGGAGCCAGCCACGGAUACAGAGUUAGAGGAUAGCCCAAGCGGCGCAGAACCAGGACCUGGUGUCCUUGCUGCAGAUGCAGAUGCAGAUGGAGAUGGAGAUGGAGAUGCAGAAGCGGAUGCAGAUGUGGAUGCAGUUGCGGAUGCCGGCGAGGCAUCGACGAGGUGCCACGUGUAUGCGCCGGCCGUCUACCGAUCGUCGGCCACCCUACUCAGCUCCCUCUUCUUCCCCCCCUACGAAUUUGUACAUUGUGACCUCGACGAUGACCCCGACGACUGCCAGAUCACGGGCGAGUACCAGCAGUACGACGAACUGAGCUCCAGCAGUUAGACCACAGACCACAGACCACAUGGCUGCACGCCUCCUCCUCCGCGCAGGACUCCACUGAAUUUAUCUCCUAGCUGUGAAACCUAUCGAGCAUACUUUCAGUCUCUUUCAAUUCCAUUCAACUAAAUUUCAUUCAAUUCAACACCAUUCUAUUCAAUUCAACUCACUUCCAUUUAAUUCAAUACAAAUCCAAUCCAUUGCAUUGUCUUAAUUAAUCGUACGGUUAACGUGUAUAUAUAUUGAGAAACUCUAUUUGUAGCUAUUAUGCAUUUGAUUUGAACAUUUGAAAAUGGAAAAAACAUUAGUUAGGUUUGUUUUGUUCAUCGCAAUGCAUUCGCAUUCUAGGAAAAAUGUUAUAGUCUUUAGUUUUUUGUUACGAAACAAACAUUUCGAACUGCAAGGUGUGUUGGAAAGAGUCGCAAAUGAUGGCAUGCAUUUGAUAUCAAACGUUUUUAAAUUUCGUAUAUUAUAAAACUAUGGAAAUGUGCUCAAAAAGAAUUUUCUUAAUUCGAAAUGAAUGCGAUAUUUAAAUAAAAACAUUUACAAAUUUAAAUGUAAUUUUAAAUACAUGUUCAAUAAAAAGUAAUUAGAUAAUUUUUAUGAAACUCUUAAAA